CACAAAUUACGAGCAGUUCAAUUUAACAACAAAAUUUUCAAACCCUCCCUAUAUCCAACUUAGGUCUUGAGCGCUUCAAACUCUCCCUAUAUCUAUUUCGUCUGUGUUCACUGUAAGCUCUCUUUAAAUUUUUUUACAUUUAUUUUCUAUUGAAGUAUUGAAAUCGCUCUCUCCAUUGUUUGGAGAGGACGCACGAAAUGGGGCAUAGACGUAGUAUCACCACAAGGGCGAAACUUCUCUAUCAGCAACGAUUCAGUCCAUCGUUUGCUUACAUUCACCACGGCGAUGAUCGGAAACAUAACUCUGUGUCCGAAGAUCAGAAAUUUCCCAGUAUCAUUCAACAUCGAUCAUUUGGAAACAGCAUUUACACUUCGUCCGGUUUAGGCGCUCUAUUUCAAGCUAAAAAUUGUUCUCAAUUGUUCGUUCCGAUGAAUAGCGGAAUGCUUUUGAGUAGGAAUAUGUCGACCACGGUUGGUGAAGGAGCGGACAAGAUUGAUUACAUGACUGAUGUUGCGGAAGUGCUUGCGGAUAGAACUAUUGAAGCUGUGGCUUCUCAAGCUCCGGCCGUUAGCGAAGUGGCCAUUGCGGCUGCGGAUUCGUAUUUUCCGGUUGCGGCCUUGCACUACGUGAUUGAUUAUCUCCAUACUUUUACCGGUUUUAAUUGGUGGGCAUCCAUAGUUGUCACAACUCUUUUGAUUAGAGGGCUAUCAGUUCCACUUAUGAUAAGCCAGCUCAAAGCUACUUCAAAAUUGACUCUUAUGAGGCCACACUUGGAGGAAAUAAAGGAAGAGAUGCAGGAUAGGGGCAUGAGUCCUACGGCUGUGGCUGAAGGUCAGCAGCGAAUGAAGCAGCUAUUCAGGGAAUACGGUGUUACACCAUGGACUCCAUUGAAGGGACUUUUAUUCCAAGGUCCUGUCUUUGUCAGUUUUUUCCUCGCUAUUUCAAACAUGGUGGAAAAAGUUCCAUCAUUUAAAGAGGGUGGAGCAUUCUGGUUUACUGAUCUGACUACGCCAGAUAGUUUGUACAUCUUUCCAGCUUUGACAGCGUUGACAUUCUGGAUAACAGUGGAAGCUGGGAGACUUAGGUGGGAUGCAUGGCCAGCCCAUCGGUGUGGACUGGCAUGCUUAUACAUUUUGUUUGUUUGGCUGCAACUUGUGUCACAUAAUAACACUGCUUCUUGCUAUCUUUGGGACUCGCCAAAAGAUGUUCUGCUACCUCUUGAUGUGGACAGAGUGAGAAGCCCUUCAUCUCCAGCCAUUGGUCCAAGCACUUUUGUACGUCGCGCCACUGAUUUCAUGGUGCGGAGCCGUGUUAUAGAAGAGUUUGGAUAA
Ilex paraguariensis (yerba mate) is the source of this 1331-nucleotide messenger RNA. The record is from the annotation of a GenBank genome assembly. NCBI's taxonomy places the organism in Eukaryota, Viridiplantae, Streptophyta, Magnoliopsida, Aquifoliales, Aquifoliaceae.